AUGGUCGCUACACGUCGCGGUGCGAAGAAAGCCCCAGAGGUCGCCUCUGCGCCCUCCAACACACUCAACGCCCCUCCCAAGCGCGGCGGCAGGAAAAAGGCAGUCGACGAGAUCGAUGAACUCGCGCCUUCCCCGAUCCAACCCACAAAGACAACCGCUGUGAAGCGCAAGGCCAAAGCUGAGCCCGAAGAUGCCGAGCUCCCUGUGGCUAAGAAGACGGUCGCCACAAAGACAGCGCGCACAGUCAAGGUCCAGACGAAAGCAGCCGUGUCUGCUCCAGCGACAAGGGCGACGCGUGGUCGCAAGGCCGAGGAGCCUGCCGCCGCAGAGGAGCCCGACACCGCUGAAGAGGCACCUAAGCCAACAGCUACCCGUACACGCAAGAUCGCGGCUGUAAAGAAGGCGCCUACGCCAAAAGCCCAGACGCCUACUAUUACCGAGGAGCCAGCUGUCGAAGAAGCACCCAAGCCAGCAACAAGAGUACGCAAAGCACCUGUGCCAACAAGGAAGGCACCCGCCACCAAGAAGAGCGAGCCUGCGGUCAUCGAGAAGACCGUCGCCAGUGAGCCAGCUAAGCCAGCAACCCGCACGCGCAAGCCAGCAGUACCCAAAGCCUCAGCAUCCGCUCCCGCUCCUGUCAUCGCACCCAGAGCUACGCGCGGUCGCAACGCCCCCGUCGUUCCACAAGAGUCGCCCCUCAAGGCGCCGGCCCGCAAGCCUACAAAGAAGACUGCUGCUGUUCCCAAGGCGAAGGCUGAGCCUGAGCCGGUCGUUGAAGCAGUUGAGGAGCCAGUUGCUGAGGUAAUUGAAGAGCCAAUCGUCGAGGCAGUCCAAGAGCCGAUCGUCGAGGCAGUACAAGAGCCAAUAGUUGAGGCAGUCGAAAAUGUAACCAUGGAGGUAGAAGAGCCAGUUGCUGAGGCAAUUGAAGAAGCAGUCGUUGAGGCAGUCGUUGAAACAGUCGAAGAACCCGCCAUGGAGUUGGUAGAAGAGUCUGUUGUUGAGGCUGUCGAGCAACCCUUUACAGAGUUCCCCGGCUACCCUACAACACCUACACACAUCACUGCCCCAAUGACCUCAAGGGAAGCUAUCGCUGAACUUCCCGGCCGCCCGACUACCCCCUCCCACAUCCUCGCGCCUCUGUCGAACAAGGAGGGCCUUGCAGAACUCGCAGGAUACCCCACGACACCUGCACACAUCACUGCACCCCCCGUAGCCGCCACGCAGGAGAAUAAAGUCGAUGUCGCCGAGCAUGAGUACAAUGACGUCGCCAUGGAGGAUGUUGAGGAGGAUGAGCCGGCUGAGCAGGAUGAAGCCUGUCAGGCUUCGACAGCUGCUGAGAGUGAGGAUCAUGCCGCAGUAGAGGUGCCAGGAGGUCCUCAGCACGUUGAGUACCCUCGCAUCGACGAAGGGGAAAACCACGAGGACCUCCAGGCUACCGUGGACGUCUCCUCCACACCCGCUGCAAAGACUCCUGUAUCUGUCCAGCCAAAUACUCCUUACCCGGCCGCGACACCCAUGGAUGAGUCAAUUGUCGACAUUCCUGGCACUCCUCCCGCGCAGAUCGUCUGGGGCGUGACCGACCAAGAAGCAUUCGAGGAGCUUCCUGCGGCAUAUCCUACCACACCAGCCCAUAUCUCCGCUCCUGUCACCUCCAAAGUAGCAUUGGCCGAGCUGCCGGGUUACCCCAAAACGCCUGCUCACAUCAAGGCACCGAUGACUCCUUGCCGCGCUCUUGCUGAGUUGCCCAAUUAUCCCACCACACCAAGCCUAGCGCUUGAGGCUGCUCUCCAGGAAGAGAUUACCCGCUCGGUCAAGAAGCAAACACCAUCUCCUGUAAGAUACCCGGCUCUAAAACAUGAUUCAUUCGAACUCGAGGAGCCGAGCGAGAUUGCCGACAUCAGCGAGGUUACCGAGGUCAGCGAUCUCAGUGAGGUUGCUGUUGCGGACACGACUGUUGAACCUUCUCCAUUUGUAACCAGGCCAACUGUGCAACUGGCUCCACUCAAACUUGCACCCACUUUUGCAGCACCUGAGCCAGCUUCACCGAAGAAGUCCGCCUUGCGAUCACCUCAGAAGGUCAUGGACGCUAAGACCCCGAAGAAGACUGUUGCUUGGACCGAUGUACAAGCGGACGAGAGCGACCUGUUCCUCUAUGAUGGCAUCCUCCAGGGUAUGGUUUUCUACGUCGACGUCACGAGCAACGGCAGGGAGCAAAACUUCUUGUUCCGUGGUCUGCUCGAGGAUCUCGGCGCGAAGGUAGUCCAAGACAUAUCGCAUGCAUCUCUGAGCCACAUUCUCUUCAAGGAUGGAAGCAUGUCUACACUGGAGAAGUGCCUUGAAAGCAAGGGAGCCAUCAAGUGUGUCAAUGUUGGGUGGGUGUUGGACAGCGAGUCGAACAAGAAGCGUAUGGAUGAAGAGCAUUACCUGGUUGACCUCUCGGUUGCAAAGCCAGCAACUCCUCUCCCCACAACGGCGGCAAAGCCCUUCACACCUUUCAAGACUCCUUCCAAGUACGCGCUGCCUCCUUCAUCUCAGUGCAAGAUGCCCAGCACACCAACAAGCUCCGAGUUCGAUCGCUCUUUCAACGACGAUAAAGAAAACUGCGAGGUUGGCAUGUUCUUCGACAACGAUAAGAGCCCUCUCGCACCUCGCACUGCUCCUAUUAAAAAGUCGUCUUUCCUGUUUGGCAGGUCAGCCAUCAAGACCCCAUCCAAGUCCAUUUUCCUUGGAGCCACACCCUCGAAACCGGCCUUCUCGGCCGUCAAGCCUGCUCCUCAGGCCUUCACCACUGUCAAGAAGCGCCCAGCAGAAUCCUCCUUCUUCAAUAGCUCCCUUGGCCCGCCAAAGAAGUUGCGUCUCUUCUAG
Messenger RNA from Alternaria atra, 2865 nucleotides. RefSeq lists its product as uncharacterized. The transcript has a single exon. The record is from RefSeq and is a predicted model, not a curated record. The coding region runs from base 1 to 2865 and encodes 954 amino acids. NCBI's taxonomy places the organism in Eukaryota, Fungi, Ascomycota, Dothideomycetes, Pleosporales, Pleosporaceae.